UCCAAGAUAUUUAAAGGCAGUGUUAUUUUCUUCCAGGCAAUUAAAGCCACUGUUUAUUCUAUUAUUCUAUUUUUAUAAUUUAUUUCAGGCACUUUGAAAUUUAUUUAAUUUUCCUUCCAGGCAAUUGGAAAUAAUUUCUAUCAAAUUUUCUUCGAUUUAUUAUCUCAUCAUCUUCAAAUUGUAAGAUCCAAGGGAUCAGCUUUAAAAACAGACACGUACUUUAAGCCAGAUUUGGUCUCCAAGCAGUCCAAGUAAUACACAAAACAGCCUCAGAAAAACCAAAAGAUAUUGCAAAUAAGUGAAAUAAAUAAGCUCAAAAUAAUACCGUCGAGAAACUGUGUAAAUUAUCCUAACAAGCUGGAAAUUUCCAUUUUAUUCAAAAAAGGACCACAUCCAACCCUAUAAACACGCAAAUAAAAAAGACUCCCCCUCCUGCGCCCGACCCUGGUCGAUUGCACUUGAUAUCCCGAAAAAUCGGGCUAAUGGCAAAGUGGAACGGCAAACACCAGAGAUAAAGCUAAAGAGCAUAGGAGUUUAUAUAUAAAGGGGUCGAAUAAGGGAAAAAUGUUUUUACUAAUGAGAUGGAAAAGUAUGAAGACGAGGUGUCGACGACGACGGACUACUGGUGCGAGAAAACCGGGACGAGGGGGUGCGGUAAAGUGCGAGUGAGACGGAGCAAGGCGAACGCGCGAGAACGGAAUCGGAUGCACGGAUUGAAUGCCGCCCUGGACGCUCUCAGGAGGUGUAUGCCCAUCCAGAUGACGCACUCGGACGUGAACUCCAGCCCCCAGAAGCUGUCGAAGAUCGAAACUCUACGUCUGGCCAGGAACUACAUAUCGGCCAUGUCGCAGACGUUACAGGAGGGCAGAUCCAUGGAUCUCAAUCGGUUUGUGCAAAUAUUAAGCAGGGAAUUGAGUCAAACUACCGCGAAUUUACUGAGGGGAACCCUUACUAAUGCUGCUGUGAAUAAAGACUUUAGUGCGGUGAAUUAUGACUAUUACCAAAAGCCUUUUUGUUGUGCAAAGGCUUGGGCUAGUGAGGACUAUAGUCAAGUGUUGUAUAGUAGGUCAAGGAACUAUUGUGCUUAUUAUGAUAACUAUGAGAAUAAUAGUUAUUAUGGUAUGAUAAGUGAAACUGCUGUUGGUUUUGAUAAUAAUGACUUUCGCUGGAGGCAUUACUAAGAAAUCAGCUAAAACUGCCUCACUGUAAACAAACUUAAUCCCUUUUCAUUUAAUUGUAAACAAUAUACUUUAAUUCUUC
Anthonomus grandis grandis is the source of this 1260-nucleotide messenger RNA. RefSeq names its product neurogenic differentiation factor 6-A-like. Gene Ontology annotation, molecular function: protein dimerization activity. The coding region runs from base 582 to 1181 and encodes 199 amino acids. NCBI's taxonomy places the organism in Eukaryota, Metazoa, Arthropoda, Insecta, Coleoptera, Curculionidae. The record is from RefSeq and is a predicted model, not a curated record. The transcript is spliced from 2 exons.